CACACAACCGCAUCCCACAUUUGGGAUUUCCCCCCGCUGAGUUAGGGUUUCAGCCUCCCAGCGCGUCGCGAUGCUAGAUCCACAAGCCGCCGUCACGCUGCUCGCCGGCGGCGGCCCUAGCUACCACCACUCGAGCUAGGCGCCCUCUGGAUCCUCCUCUCCUCUUCCACGGGACCUCAACCACCAACGCAGCAGCACCAUCUCCAACUCUCUGCAUCGCCAUCGCGCCUCCUCUGCAUUUCCCCAUCACCGAUGACCGGACCUGCUCCCCCUCGCCUUACCUUGCUACAGCAGCACCGGAGCUGUGCCCCUCUUCCUGUACCAGCACCGGAGUUGUGCCACUCUUCCUCAAGAAGCACCGGGGCCACACAUAUUUUCUCCAUCGCCGACGGCUGGUGUUGCUUGGCACCGCCACUCUUCCUUCAGAGCUGCAGAGCGGCUCCAUCUUCUGCUUCCUACUACGACGAACGACAGCAGCUAUACACACCAUCCCUUCUACAGCAGCAAGACAGCAUCCUGAUGGCUGCUUCCAGUGCUUCUGAGGUUGCAAGUUCCAGACUGAAGAGAAACUCGGAUGACAUGGCAUGGGAGUUUGCUAUGCUGAUUUGUGUAUUUUGGACCUGCUGUGCUGCCUAUCCAGUAUCUAAGUUUAUCUGUGGACUACUAUCUAAGUUUAUUUGUGGACUGGUGACUAGGACUAUCAACUGCAAUCUUGUGUACACAUGAUGUUGAGAUGGCUGUAGUUUAUUUGUGCACUCAUAUAUGUAGUUAUGUAUCGUUGUUCUGCCUAUUGUUGCUUGUUAUUUACUUAUUUAAAUGAAUAAGUGCUAUCCUAUUUGAAAAUGGCCAAAUAGAAUAUGUGUUGUUGAA
Molecule: messenger RNA, 870 nt
Organism: Aegilops tauschii subsp. strangulata
Lineage: Eukaryota; Viridiplantae; Streptophyta; Magnoliopsida; Poales; Poaceae
Source: RefSeq, a predicted model, not a curated record